AUGGCAUUACCAAGUAGAUGGAGUGUCGAAGAUAAAUAUGAUCAUUUAAGAGCAGAUGGGCUCGCAGUUAGUCACACAUCUUGGGGAAGAGAUAGUGUUUUAUAUGGGUAUUAUGGUAUUAAUGGAAAAUUUUUUGACGGUACUGAUGGUAGUGAACCAUAUGGGCCGACGCUUGAAGGUAUCCUGUAUCCUUGUGUUGUACUGGGAUCUAUCGCAUCAAUAGAAGGGAAUUUUGGUAAAAAAAAGUUCAAAUAUGAAGGAAUAUAUUAUGAUCAAGCUAAUAAGACUUUCAUAGACGUUAAAUGGUUAAUAGAGCAAAAGAAAAUUUUUGAGGAAAAAGGAUUAGAAAAACAACUAACAGAAUCUCAAGAUAAGCUAAAUAGCUCUCAAAAGGGAUUAGAAGAAUUAAGAAAACAGCUAACAGAAUCUCAGAAAAUCAUUCAGAGUAAAGAAAAUGAGAUAGAAGAGAAAAAUAAAAAUGUAUCAGAAAUUUUAGACAAAUUAAAUAAUACUCAAAACGAAUUAGAAGUAUUUAAAAAACAACUAACAGAAUCUCAGAAAAUCAUUCAAAGUAAAGAAGAUGAGGUGGAAGAGAAAAAUAAAAAUGCAUCAGAAACCUUAAAUCAACUAAAUAACUCUCAAAAAGAAUUAGAAGAAUUAAGAAAACAGCUAACAGAAUCUCAGAAAAUCAUUCAAAGUAAAGAAAAUGAGGUAGUAGAGAAAAAUAAAAAUGUAUCAGAAAUUUUAGACAAACUAAAUAAUUCUCAAAACGAAUUAGAAGUAUUUAAAAAACAACUAACAGAAUCUCAAAAUAAAGAAAACAUACUAAAGAACCAUUCUGCAAAAUUAUAUGACAAGAAAUCUGAUAUAGAUGAAAAAAGCGAAAGAUCAACUCUACAAAAUAGACAGGCUGAAUUUCUUAAGAAGAAGGUGAAAGAUCUCAAAGAAAAUGAAACAACGUUACAGAAUGAACUAAAAAAAAAAGAGCAGGUGAUAAAAGAAGCAAAAGAAAAAGGCAAAGAAUCAGAAAAAAAAUUACAUGAACAAAUUAAAGCACUACAAAUAAAAUUAAAAAAAAAAGAACAGGAAAUAACAGUAGCAAAUGAAAUACGCAAAGAAUCCGAGAAAUUACAUGAACAAAUCAAAACACUACAAAUACAAAUAAAAGAAAAAGAGUAUGAGCUGUCAAAAGAGAAAGAAAUAUGUGAAAAAAAAUUAAAAGAAGGAAAAAGAUCUAGUGAAGCGUUGGAAAAACUACACAAAGAAUUGACUAAAAUUCUUGUUGCACAAGCAGAAUAUAAAAAAGAUAUAGAGGCAUUAAAAGAAAAAUUAGAGGAUCCAAAUGUAGAAAAAUCCGAAAUUUUAUCAAAAAUUGACGAAUUAGAGAUCCUUUUUAGUGGAAAAAUUGCGGAUGCGAAAAGCAUAGAAAAGAGAAUGGAUUUGGUGAGAAAAAAUCCAGAUGAUAUGGCAGAUGAGCUACGCAAAAUACUUGAAAGCAUAAAACCAACAAAAGAUGGUCUUUCUAGAGAAAACACUUUACUAGAGGAUAUUUUCAAUUUUUAUGGCUACGGGAGAGUAGAAAAUCAUAAAAAGUUGAAAAAUCUUUCUAUUAAAAUUGGAUAUAUAAAAGCAAAUUUAUUCUCCUGUCCUAAAUUAAAACCUCAUAAAGAAGAAAUUAUUAGAAAAACUGAAGAGUUUUGUAAAUUAGUUCCUAUGCGAAAAGAAAUAAUUCAAAAAUUUACCAACAAAAUUGAGCAACUAGAAAUGGAAAAAAUUAAAGAAUGUAAAAAAACGAUUGAACUAAUAGAAAUUAAGUUAAGAGAAUGUGAAAAGUUACUAAAUCUUUCGAUUGAAAAAGUUCCUAAAUGCCAUCGUUCCCUAUUGGAAAAAAAUAAUCAUACUUUAACUACCAAUAUAACACUUAAUAAAUAUCUAACCAAACAUGAAAUUGAAGAAAUUAUUCAAGAACGAAAGAAAAUUUCAGAGCUAGAAGACGAAUUAAAAGAAAAGAAAGAUGAGUUAAAAAAAUUGGAAGAAAAAAUUAGUGAAGGGACAAAAGAUAAAAGACAAAAUUCUCUGGAAAUUUAA
Molecule: messenger RNA, 2088 nt
Organism: Dentiscutata erythropus
Lineage: Eukaryota; Fungi; Glomeromycota; Glomeromycetes; Diversisporales; Gigasporaceae
Source: the annotation of a GenBank genome assembly